Austrofundulus limnaeus is the source of this 1910-nucleotide messenger RNA. RefSeq names its product protein FAM73A. Gene Ontology annotation, biological process: mitochondrial fusion. Lineage: Eukaryota; Metazoa; Chordata; Actinopteri; Cyprinodontiformes; Rivulidae. The record is from RefSeq and is a predicted model, not a curated record.
GGCUGAAGUCUCUGCUGCAGAGAGCUUAUCGCCUGCAGGAGGAGUUUGAGGGCGUGUUGGGGACGCCUGAACCUUCGUCCCCCAGCAGCAGCAGCCAGGAUGAAAUUGCCGACUUUUUGGCCAGAGAGGAACUGGACGACGUCUGUCUGAGGGACAGCAUCAGCAUCGCUUCUACUGACUCGUUUGUGUCGGCCGUUGAGCCUCAGCUGUCGGAGCACAGAGAGCCGAGGAGCACCUUCACUCUGGGACAYCACCCGCUGUACGAGGAGGCGCUGCAGAUGGCCGAAGACGGGGACGUCUCCUGCAGGGUGUUUCGGACGGAGAUCCUGGGGUGUUUUAGCGACACGGACUUCCUGGCUAAGCUGCACUGUGUUCGUCAGGCUUGUCAGCUCCUUCUGCGGGACAGGGCGACCAGGAUGUUUCUGGCCGACACGGGAAAGAAAAUUCUGUCUUCCAUCAUCGUUAAAGCUCACAAAAGUCCAAAGAGAUUUGAGGAAGCGUUUGAGGAUUUGAUUUCCUUCCUGGAGCACGCGGAGCACUGGGAGGAAACGGAGAAGGAGCUGGUUUCACGAGGGGUUAGGCAUCUGAACUUCUACGAUGUCGUUCUGGACUUUAUCCUGAUGGACUCCUUCGAGGACUURGAGAAUCCUCCCAUCUCCAUGAAGAACGUCAUCAACAACCGCUGGCUCAACAGCUCCUUCAAGGAGACGGCGGUGGCAUCAAGCUGUUGGUCGGUACUGAAGCAGAAGAGGCAACACAUGAAGGAGACCGACGGCUUCGUCGCCCACUUCUACGCCGUCUGCGAACAGAUCAGCCCUGUUCUGGCCUGGGGCUUCCUGGGCCCGAAGAGCUCCCUGCACGACCUCUGCUGCUUCUUUAAGGACCAGGUGCUCCACUUCCUGAGGGACAUCUUCGACCUGGACAAGGUGCGCUACUCGUCGGUGGAGAGCCUGGCGGAGGACGUGCUCCUCCUGCUGCACCGGCGCUCCGAGCUGCUGCUGGCCUACCUGGGAGCCGACUGCCCCCGGCCCCUCGCGCUGCUGCCGGCGCCCUCCUGAAGGCGCAGGUGCAGUGAGAGGAAACACGGUUGGACCAAAGACAAACUUAAAACGCAUCAGAUCCACACAUCAUGUCGUGCUUUGUGGAUUCAGGCAACCUGCACAGACCGCCUGGCCUCAGAGGCCCUGCCCACUUCUACAGUGCCAUAGUAGUGAAUUCUCUCAGCAAUAAUAUUUGUAACCUAAAACCUGCAGGUUAGACGUUUUGCUUUGUAAUUUAGGGCAGAUUUACUGCAGUUGAACAAAGUUUGUGACACUAAAAUGAAGAUAUUUAUUUAGUCUUAAAGCUUAGAGUGAAGGGUUAGUUCUGCAGACAUGCUYCUGCCUGAAGCUUCAAACAAAGCAGGCUUUAAGUGUUCACAUCAUACUAAAUGCAGCAUAGAUGUAUACACACAGGAAUAAAAAGGAAAGCCAGCGUCAGUGUUGCAAGACUUUAAAACUCAGCACAUGAAGAAAAAGCCUUAUUAAUGCAAAUAUCCACGUCUUGUCUGAAUGUUUUGAAACAUGUUCAUUUCACUGCCAUGUGGAGAAAAUGCACAAUUACAGAAAAAUGUUUUCUUCUUUGGUUUUAGUGCUAAGAGGAAAUGUUUCAAGUACCUCCCUCCUGAUGAAAAGCCAUCAACUUAGCAAUUAUUCAUACGUGACGUCUGAAGAGAACGGUGAUAAUUUAGGGUUUUAAGUUGAUUCAAGUAUUUGAAAAUGCUUAAUAGCUGUGAGGGUUAACGGGAAUGAUUUCAGAGCAAUUUGCCAAAGGGUUUCUCUGUUGAAUCAAGAAAAAUAAACUUGACAGGUGUUUGAAGACUUUCAAGAAAAGUGACCAUUGUGUGUGUAAAUAAACAAGUAAAAACUCGA